AUGCCCUCGUCAACUAAAGACAAGAAUUCACAGCCAAUUAAGCAGGGAGACCAUGUUUUUACGCCCAUCCGAGGAGGGCGUCGUGAGGGCGACGUGGAGGAGAUCAUACGUACCAAAGAGGAGGCUGAAGAAGCAGAAGUCAAGAAUCCUCCGAAGGCGACGUGUAAGCGACAUAUUGUACACAUCACCGACGCAACGCGUAACGGAUCGACGGAGAACUUCGAAAGACCGCUAGUCCCUAUUCAAGAGCCAGGGCAGACGGAGAGACGCACAGGUGGACACAGGCAAGCAAGGGACUGCAAGAGUGGCUUCGCAGAGGCAAUCGUGCGGACGGAUAACGGAAACAGCACGUUCAUUUGCUUCUCGGCUCCUCUACAUGCUGCCAAGAGGCUGGCCGACCACUCGAAGCGCCGAUCUGUGGCUGAUUCCCUUUUCGAAGCGUACAGCACCGUGACCACAACUCAUCGCAUCAUCCGCCAAUAUCGCAACUCGACUUCUUCGGCUGGCUCGGACACAACAAUACGGGAACUCACACUGUCUAUACCUACGAAGACCAGACAAACCACUGAUCAUAAGUCGACCUCAGAGCUAUUGCCUACUGUAUUAGAUGUCGACACUCGAGUGACUGUUGAACCUUCGUCCUCGGUUGCGAUGGUACCAACGGCCGAUCAAUCUCCAGAUUCGACCUCAUCGGGAAAGAGCAAAGACGAGUCGGCAAAGCCCGAUGAUCCCGUCUUUACGCCUGAAGUAUCUUUGGACUCGGCCUCUCAAACGGCAAAUAGCCCGACUACGGUCACCGAAAGCUCUUUCGCAAAGCAAACCGAGCCGGCCUUAUCCGGAGACAGGCCAGCCUCUCAUACCCUCCUCAAGCUCGGCUCUGGCCAGUACGAGCAUACCGCUAUCACCAAGUUCCGAAACAUUGUCUGCGCCGACGAAGACCACACAGACCCUGAUUAUACGUCGAUCUCGGGGGCAUGGCCUACUUCGUUGAGCAUCGGCAUCCGGGUGACUGUUGAGCCUACGUCCACCAUCGCUCUGUCGCCAACGCCCGACCAAUCUUAA
Molecule: messenger RNA, 1062 nt
Organism: Beauveria bassiana ARSEF 2860
Lineage: Eukaryota; Fungi; Ascomycota; Sordariomycetes; Hypocreales; Cordycipitaceae
Exons: 6
Coding region: 1-1062 (353 amino acids)
Source: RefSeq, a predicted model, not a curated record